This is a messenger RNA of Cylicocyclus nassatus, 894 nucleotides long. The record is from the annotation of a GenBank genome assembly. NCBI's taxonomy places the organism in Eukaryota, Metazoa, Nematoda, Chromadorea, Rhabditida, Strongylidae.
AUGAUAUAUGCUUCAAAGGUUGAUGUUUGUAUUCCUUCUAUUGGAGACAUACAAGUAGAAACUAUUCAGGAUUUUGUUGAAGAUGUCUUAAUGGAGCAGAACAAAGAUAUAGCAAAGCUUUAUAUCAAAUAUAGAUAUAAGCAUCAGAUGGCAAGAGAAGCCACAACAAAUCUUGACUAUGAGAUAUUAUCUCUUAAAGAUGGCACAAGUGAAGAAGUAAUUAAUAAUGCAAACAAGGAUGGUAAGAAGAUACAGACACUUAAACCUAUGAUAGCAGACGUUACUAUUAUAGAUCAAGCUAAGAGACUUUUUAUACCUAAAAAAAUUCUUGCUCAUCACGAAAAAGAAAUCUAUAUUCAUGAUAUGGGUUACUUUGGUUUGCCGUUCUUUAAUUGUAUGCUCGUUAAUUGGCAAGACUGCUUCAAUGGUGGUAUGAGUAUUGGUGGUGCUACUAUUGAAAAACCAAAAUCAUUCGCUACUGCGAUAGCAUUACUUAGUCAGUUAGCUGCUCAUGUAUCAUCAAAUUGUUAUGGUGGAAUAACUUUUCCUCAGUUGACAAAAGGUCUUUGUGAAUAUGCAAAGAUGAGUCUUGAGAAAUACAAAAAAUUUGAUGCUGGAUUUAUAAACGAAGAUAAACUUGAAGAUUUUGCAUGGAAACAGUUGGCAAAAGAAAUCAAGGAUGGUACUCAGAGUCUUGAAUUUGAGAUUCAGACACUUACAAAUUCAAGAGGUGAAGUUCCAUUUAUUACAAUUGAACUUGAUACUAUUGAUAUGAAUGCUUCAGAAGAAGAUCAGAAAAUUCAGUAUAUGAUUAUUACUGCACUUCUUAAUCAGAGAAUAGCUGGUUUAACUGGCGGUGUUACUCCUGUAUUCCCUAAGAUGAUUAUAUCCUGA